GCACGCUACUCGCUCGCCCGCCCAACUUCGACACCGCGACAUAAACUUUCGCAGCCAGUGAGUUUCACGGACUCGAUAGUGCGAUUCGUUAAUUUUGAUGGUUUCGAUAAAUAUGUGGUUGGAUGAUUUUUAGAUGUUGCAGUCGUAAUCGGUAGUGAAGUGUGAAUAGUUUAGACAUAGACAGUUUAGAUGUGUGAGUGUUGAGUGUAUGGUGCAAGUGGUGGCAUGGCGCGGAGCGGGCGCAGGGCGGCGCCGCGGUGAGGCGGGCGGGUGCGAUGUGCGUGCGCACGAUCCUCUUAGCGGUGGCGGUAGCGGUCGCGGUGGCGGGCGCGCGCGAGCUCCGUGUACUACAGGCGGACGCUCGGAGCGUGUUCUACGUGGGCAUCGCCGCGCCGCCGUCCGCCGUCGCCGUCGUGCGCGCCUUCAAUCGCACCCUGAGCGACCUGUCCACCACCUACCUGGCCGGCGACUACCCGCUCUACCUGAGGAACAUCACACUCCAGCCGCUAUACAUCGAGCUGCCAGAAGAUGAAAGGUUCAGCACGCGUCUCCUGGAGCACACUUGCAGCUCGCUGGAGGGAAAGCGAGUGGCGGCGCUGCUGGUGUGCGGCGGGGGACCGGCAGCGGCCGCCAUGGUCAGCGCCGCCGCCCGCGCCGGCGUCCCCGUGCUGCGGACUACACCCAACUUCCUACAAUUCUCUUACACUCUCGCUAAUGACAUUCUUCCACUGGAGAUACGUCUGGAGAUAACGAUAAAAGAGAUCCUACAUGCUUUGAGAGCCACUCUCCUUCACGCCCAUUGGCAUUCUUUUACUUUGCUCGCUGAAGAGGACAUAUAUUUGACCUUAACACUACAUAAGGACUUGUAUUCAAUACUCGCUUCCCAACCUCUCAACCCAAAAUGGCUCUCUCUUCCGACUAAAUACACACGUCGUGCUAUUUUCAGGCGACUGGCUGAAAUAUCAAGAUUGACCCGAGGUGUUGUAGUCUUGAUAUGCGACGCUUAUUAUGCCAAGCUUGUGAUGAACGAAGCUAAGCGUCUCAAUAUGCUCGACGGACACUUUUUCUGGCUUUGGAUUGAUGCAUCGAAGGAAUUGAAUUUAUUUCGAGACACUAUUAACAAAACGAAUUUCUCCGAAAAUAAUGAUUUAAAAUUUGAAAGCCUAAAAAGAAUGGAUGAUAUUUUAUCUAAUGAAUAUGUAAAACGCAUGAAACGACUAGAGGAAGACAAUAAUUUGUUAAAGAAAGGGAAGCUGCCUGAUGCCUUGGGAAAUCUUAAUGUUAUUUCAAAUAUUAGCAUAGAUAAUAUGGAAUCUUUACAUGAAAAUAAUAGAUCAGAGAUUUUAAUUUCUAGUCGUGUUAGUAGAAAUGUUAAAAAAAGUGAAACACAUAUAAAUAGUAAUUUAAUGAAUAUAAAUAUUAGUCAAUCUUAUGACACUAGUCGUAAUAUUAGUUCAGAAAAUGUAAGGAAUCAUAAUGUACAUAUUAAAGGCGUUGAAACUUCUAAAAUUAAAAACAUCUCAAGUGAGAAAGAAAAUAUGUCUUUACUUGAUAGGAAUAAAAGUAGAGAAACUAGUUCUAGUAAACUCAAGAAUGAGUCAUUUAACAAAUAUGUAAAUAGUAUAAAUACAAAGAGUUUGUAUGAUACACGAAGUACAUUAUUAAAAGAAAAAUUAGGUAGCUACAAUGAUAUUUCAAAUGUUAGAGAUAAUAACAUAUUAUUUUCAAGUGAUAUUAGUGAUUUCAUGGUGAAUCCCACGGUGCAUACUUCUACAAUGAAUAGAGUAAGAGAAAGAUUAAAAUUAGAAGAAAAUCAUUUUAUGAUGGAUCAAAUCUAUGAUGAUAUCAAUACAAGAAAAAAAGAAAAUGUAUCUACUGUUAUAAAUAACCUUCCUAUAGGUCUACUGGCAUUAUAUCCACAACCUCAGAAAAUCGAUGCAACUUUUGCAAAGGCAGCUGUUCUAUUAAUAGUCGGUGCUCUUCGAAGAGUGCUAAACGCCUGUGAUGCUUGGUCGGCCCAAGCCCAGUUCUUUAGCGAUGCUACAGCCUCGUGUUGGAAUGAAGCGAGUGAUGCAGCGACUGACUUUUCUAUGGAGUUUGUUAGGGAAAUGAGAAUAACUGCAGCAACUGUACUGGCAGAUGGAAGUGAUUAUCCUGAUCAUAUUCUGACAGCGACAUUUUCUUUCUUAAAUUUGGUUCAGAAUGAAAAAGGUGGAAAUAAAUGGCUGGAAGUAGGACAUGUAUUUGGCCGAAAUGUAAAACUCCAUACUAUUGUAUGGCCAGGUGGCCGACUGGUCGCACAUGGCCAGUCAUCAGGUGCUAGAACUAUAUUUAGGGUGGUCACUGCCUUAGCUCCACCUUUCGUGAUGGAAGGAGAACUCGAUGAAGAUAGACAGUGCCUUCGCGGACUUGCGUGUCAUCGUCCACAAACGUCUGACAAAGAUAAUCUAACUCUCGUAUUUAAUGAACUCGAAAGAGAAAACGAACAAGACACGGACGAUUUCUUUUUUCCGACAUCCAAACCAAAUGUAUUUACCAAAAUGGCUACUCAUUGUUGCUACGGCCUCGCAAUGGAUUUACUCGAAAAUAUUGCCCAAGAAUUAGAGUUUGAUUUUCAUUUGUACAUCGUGGAAGAUGGUUUAUACGGGUCCAGGAAGCUAUUGAAGCCUUUCCCAGUACUCGGUGACACGAAAAAUAUGGACGCGGAAAGGUGGUCAAUUCAUGAAGAUUACCGGUCCCAGUACCGAAGCAGUUACGACGAAUUGAACGGAAAUAGAAAUAAUGAAAAGGGUUCCUUUAUAAAUGAAAAUUCUGAUGAAAAUCCGGACAAAUGGGAUGGUAUUAUUGGAGAUUUGGUUUCCGGGGCUGCCCAUAUGUCGUUCGCAGCUCUUAGUGUAUCUUCGGCUCGUGCGGAAGUAAUCGACUUCAGUCAGCCGUAUUUUUUUAGUGGUGUGUCAAUAUUAGCUGCGCCGAAUCAGAGGCCAGAUAUACCCUUGCUUGCUUUUCUGUUACCGUUCUCACCAGAGCUUUGGAUAGCAAUAUUUACUUCGCUAAACAUAACAGCAAUAGCUGUCGCUAUAUAUGAAUGGUUAUCACCGUUUGGAUUGAAUCCUUGGGGAAGGCAAAGGUCGAAAAAUUUCAGUAUCUCCAGUGCUCUUUGGGUCAUGUGGGGACUGUUGUGUGGACACUUAGUAGCAUUUAAAGCACCCAAAAGUUGGCCUAAUAAGUUUCUGAUUAAUGUUUGGGGUGGAUUCUCUGUGAUAUUUGUCGCCAGCUACACUGCCAAUAUAGCUGCUCUUAUUGCUGGACUUUUUUUUCACAACGCUGUCGAUGACUUUCAAGGAAGGAGUAAUUGGCUAUCGUUGCGGGUCGGCACGCCGAGAUCCUCAGUGUCAGAAUAUUACGUCCAACGGAAUAAUCCACAUCUGGCCCAACAAAUGCGUCGUUAUGCGCUUCAAGACAUCGAGGAAGGGAUUCAGCGGCUAAGGAACGGAACGUUGGACCUUUUGAUUGCGGACACACCUGUGUUGGACUAUUAUCGGGCGACUGAUCACGGCUGUAAGCUCCAGAGGGUCGGGGACCACUCUCUCACGAAGGACACAUACGCCAUUGGGAUGGCCAAAGGGUUCCCCUUAAAGGACAGCAUAUCAGCGGUGAUAGCGAAGUAUUCGUCGAAUGGUUACAUGGACAUACUGACUGAGAAGUGGUAUGGAGCUCUGCCGUGUUUCAAACUGAGCCCAGACUAUGGCAUACAACCGAAACCUCUUGGCGUGGCGGCGGUGGCCGGGGUGUUUAUUCUGCUCGGAGUGGGAAUGAUCGUCGGCUGCCUGAUAUUGAUCUUGGAGCACCUUUUUUAUAAAUACACCCUGCCCGUGUUGCGUCACCAGCCCAAGGGGACGAUAUGGCGGAGCCGCAACAUCAUGUUUUUCAGCCAGAAGCUGUACAGAUUUAUAAACUGUGUGGAACUGGUGUCCCCGCACCAUGCGGCUCGAGAAUUAGUGAACACCAUUCGUCAGGGACAUUUUACGUCUUUGUUUCAGAAAAGCGUCAAAAGGAAGGAACAUGAACAGCGCAGAAGAAGGAAGAGCAAAGCACAGUUCUUUGAAAUGAUACAAGAAAUAAGAAGGGUUCAACAAGGACGGGAACACUCACUGGAUUCUAUAAAAGAAAACGUCGUGAUAGAAACAUCGGAAGUGUCAGAGGAAUUAUCAGAAUCAAAAUUUUUGUCACCGUCACCUGACGUUUCCAAUAGUAGAUCACCGCGACAAAGUCGAUCACCGCGACAACUGAGAUCGCCGAGAAAUCGGAAGAAACGAGGCAGCGUCUCCGGACUGAACGUCAGACGUUUCAGCACAGACUCAGUCCUCGGAUCAGACUCUGCGUCAAUUUACGAGAAAACCAGCCUAAAUAUAGGAAGACGACUCAGCCGCGAUGUAAGCUUCCUUACCAGUUCCCCUCCGGACAUAAACACUAGACUACGAACUCCGUCACCGAUGGUACGAAGACCGGAAGGUUCUUCGAUAAAAUCUUACCAGGACGUUUCUGAUUCCUCACAGAAUUGCCUAAGCGUGGAUGUACCGACAUAUCGAACCAGUGUUGAAAUUUUAGUGUCCGACGAAGGUGAUGUUCCUCCGGCUCCACCAUACCCCAGAGUAUCACCGACGGGCGCUAGGUCUGAACUGUCGCAAUUAUCGGAAGAAGAACUGAUUAGGCUCUGGCGAAGCUCCGAAAGAGAGGUGCGCGAAGCACUAUUGGCCGCUUUACAGGAGAGAAGAGCAAAUCUGGAUCCAAAGCAGGAUCCAGGAUGAGAACACUGAACUUCUGAACUUGGAAAGUUUUCGAUGUGAAAGCCAUUGAUUUUCUCGAUGCUGGUCAUGUGGGAAGUAGAGGGUAAUAAUGAUAGACCACCAGUAGUGGUGUUUGUGCCUGUUUUCAACUGUUUGACACGGAUUCGUACGGGCUUUAGUGACUACAGUGUUCAUUUGAGUGUCUUCAAAUAGUUGUAUCAUAAUGCCUUAUUUGGUGUGUUUGUUGAUUUAGUAAUUCGUGUCAAACGAUUUAAAAACGGUACUCGUAGAAUAUUAUUUCAAAUUACGUCCAUGAUUAAUAUUUAAGUUGUGAGUGUAUGAUUAAUGAAUUAAAUAUAGCGGUGUAACUUAAAAUUUUAGCUAUGACCACAAAUAUAAGUGCUUUACUCUACUAUCGUAGUACUUAAUAUUAUAAUAUAAUCAUGAUUUGAACUUUACGAUUUGUGGGAAAACUAUGCAAGAUUUUACAACAACUUGUGUUGAAUAGGAUCAUUG
This is a messenger RNA of Aricia agestis (brown argus), 5303 nucleotides long. RefSeq lists its product as uncharacterized. Bases 276 to 4808 code for a protein of 1510 amino acids. Gene Ontology annotation, biological process: monoatomic ion transport; modulation of chemical synaptic transmission; ionotropic glutamate receptor signaling pathway. Lineage: Eukaryota; Metazoa; Arthropoda; Insecta; Lepidoptera; Lycaenidae. Gene Ontology annotation, molecular function: NMDA glutamate receptor activity; transmitter-gated monoatomic ion channel activity involved in regulation of postsynaptic membrane potential. The record is from RefSeq and is a predicted model, not a curated record. Gene Ontology annotation, cellular component: plasma membrane; postsynaptic membrane. The transcript is spliced from 16 exons.